AUGGCAACGUUCAAGAUCACGUGUACUGCAUAUGGGUAUACUGUUGUCGGUAAGGGAACAACCUCUCGACUCUGGAACGAGGUCUCGCGCGAAGCUGAGGGGUCUGCGUUACCCGUCUUCCUCGGGGCGAUCGACUUGGCCAAGAUCUACUUCUUACAUGGGGCCGGAGAGAUUCGUCACAUGUUAAUUAUGGCCUGGGGAUGUGAGAGUAUUAGCGAAAUCAAACAUGACAACGGAUUGAUGCGUGAGAUCCUGAGGUCCAAGAAGGAAAUUCGUUCCCUAGGAGUUAGGCACCGGGACCUUCGCCUGGAUAAUAUUUUGUGGAACGCUGAGCUUGGACGGGCCCUGAUUAUCGACUUCCAUCUUUCUGAAUUAGUUCACCGACCGAUGAAGAAGCGGAAGAGGUUACUGAGACGCUUUCGCGUGGGGUGGAGGUACCCGUCACCUCUGACCCACACCGCCUUCGCGGUAUGGGUCAUCCCGGGCUCAACGGUAUUAUGGGCUCAAUGA
This is a messenger RNA of Aspergillus tanneri, 510 nucleotides long. RefSeq lists its product as uncharacterized. Gene Ontology annotation, biological process: protein phosphorylation. The transcript is spliced from 2 exons. The coding region runs from base 1 to 510 and encodes 169 amino acids. Gene Ontology annotation, molecular function: protein kinase activity; ATP binding. NCBI's taxonomy places the organism in Eukaryota, Fungi, Ascomycota, Eurotiomycetes, Eurotiales, Aspergillaceae. The record is from RefSeq and is a predicted model, not a curated record.